Molecule: messenger RNA, 1521 nt
Organism: Girardinichthys multiradiatus
Lineage: Eukaryota; Metazoa; Chordata; Actinopteri; Cyprinodontiformes; Goodeidae
Product: GTPase IMAP family member 4-like
Exons: 8
Coding region: 189-1235 (348 amino acids)
Molecular function (GO): GTP binding
Source: RefSeq, a predicted model, not a curated record
UCAAUAAACGGGAAGCAGUGUUCCUGUUGAGGGCAGACCUGUGCAGGGAGUGUCUGCACGCAGCAGGAAGAAAACUUUGCCCACAUGUCGGCUGCGUCAGAUCUGGACAGAUUGAAACUAAAUGUCAUUCCUUGGAAGGGUUUAUUUCAGCACACGCUCAAGAUUGAUGCUGUGCCUUCUGCUGAGAAAUGGAGUGUCAGUGUGAAAACAAUGCUGAGGCUGCCUCUGCUGGCUGGUUCCUGAGUGGCAGCAAUGUCCAGAUGGGAGCUUUCACCAUGGUGGGCUAUCUUCUCUACAGAUUUUCACAAACUCUCCCAGCCCUAAUCCGAUGGCCAAUCCGUUUCUUCUGCUACAUAACUGGUCUGUCAGCUCUUUGGGGCUGGGUGAGCCGCCUGGUUGGAACCCUCCGUGGAAUCAAGAACCUGUUAAAGUGGCUUUCUCGAAUUUGGCAGUUUCUAGUUGCAUUUUCCUCCAAGUUCAAGUGGAUGGUUCCUAUCAUCAGAGCCAUUACAGGAUCACCUGGAGAUGGGUCACAGAUCAGUGGCACUUCAGAGAAAUUGGAUUUGAGACUGAUCCUCCUGGGGCCCAGCGGACGAGGACGAACCUUUAUAGCGGAUACUUUGUUAGGCAACAAUAAGACAAGAGCAUCCAUGGAUCCUUUAAAGCAGAGCACCAAGUGGAGCACAGUUGUGGACAGCAGAACGAUUACAGUAAUUGACACCCCAGAUAUUUUAGGGCCAUCUCUAGGGAACACCAGUCGGGCUAGGGAGGCCCUAAGGAGUCUUCAGCUCACUAGUCCUGGUCCACAUGCCUUUCUGCUAGUAAUCCAGGCUCCAGGCUCAGGCAUGUCCCUUGACCAGGACCCCACCCAAGCUAUUCAAGGCACCCUGGAGCUGUUUGGAGAGGGAGUCACAGGAUACAUCAUCCCAGUGCUCACUCAUGCAGACAUACUGGGACGAAGACGCACUGUGGAUCAUGUGCUGGAGGCGGAUUCAGGGGAACUGAAAAGGGCUUUGUCUUUAUGUGGUCAAAGACCAGAGCUUGUUGACAACAGGCUAGACCUUCCGCCUGAAGCACAGACUGAUUUGUGCAGACAUUUUGUCGAGCGUGUGAUGGAGAUGAAGGAGUUGAGGGGGCAUUUUGUUCAUGAGGUACACAGGAGGCAGGACUACCUGAGGGAGAAGCUUCUGUAUGACAUGUCCUCGGCACUGGCUGAAAAACUCGGCCAAAAGUAAAGAACUACAGAACUAGAGAUGUUGGUGUCUGUUAACCUGUGCCAAAGAAAAUGGAGGAUGUUUGUUUUUUACUGGGGACUCUUUUGCCUGAAGUAUUUCCUUUUCAUUCACCCUGGAAUUUAUCGCUGUCCAUAGGGUCUUAGAUGUACUUCUUCACAGGGCUCUGAUGCUUUCAGCUGGGGAUAAUUGUCUUAUGGUGUUACAAUUUAAAAUACAUGUCAUAUGCAUAAGUGUCAAGCUGUAAAGAUGUUCUGAGAAAAUAAAAUGAAGAAAAACUUUGCCCACA